UAUAAUUGUGAAUGAAAUCACAUAGCAAAAGAUAAACAAAUACCAAAUACCAUAAUUUUGAGGUAUUAAAUCUGAUUUAGUGUCCUAUAGUCGAGUGUAUCGUGUUGUUUGUCCAUGAAAUGCCAGGAAAAGUUGCUGUAAAAAUUAAAGCUGGCAGGAAUCUGCCAGUGAUGGACAAAUCCUCGGAUACCACCGACGCCUAUGUAGAAAUAAAAUUGGGGAAUGUGACGCACAAAACGGAUGUGUGCAGAAAGAGUUUAAAUCCUAUUUUCAAUUCUGAUUGGUUCCGUUUUGAGGUGGACGAUGCUGAGCUUCAAGAUGAAAUACUGCAGAUACGUCUCAUGGAUUAUGAUACCUAUUCGGCCAAUGAUGCAAUUGGUAAGGUGAAUAUAAGCCUAAACCCUUUGUGCUUGGAAACAUCGGGUCAAAGUCAUGGCAAGGGCACAGUGCUAUCUGGAUGGAUACCAGUAUUCGAUACAAUGCAUGGCAUACGGGGCGAGGUGCAUGUCAUUGUUAAGGUCGAUUUAUUUUCCGAUGCUAAUAAAUUCCGUCAAAGUUCAUGUGGCAUACCGUUUUUCCAUUCUCCCUGUAUACCCACCGGAUAUCGGGCCCAAGUUAUACAUGGCUUUGUAGAAGAGUUGGUUGUAAAUGAUGAUCCUGAAUAUCAAUGGAUUGACAAGAUUCGCACGCCACGUGCAUCCAAUGAGGCCCGCCAGGUGGUCUUUCUUAAACUGUCUGGUCAAGUCCAACGUAAGAUGGGUCUUAAGGCCAUAAACAUGGGCGCCAAUGCUGUCAUUGGUUAUACCCAGUGUUUUGAUUUAGAGGGCGAUGUUGGUGUCGUUGCCCGUGGUGUUGGCACAGCUGUUACUUUAAUAAAAGAUACCACAAAUCAACCAACCUCUGCGGACAGUGCUUUAAUCGAAGAAUCCCUAAGUGAAAUCGCUGCUGGCAGUAGUAAUCAUUCAAAUAAUAGCAGUCCCCACACUAAAGGCCAACAUGUAUCGCCUGGCUCAGCCAUGAUGAAUGCCGAUGACGAUGUUUCGGCCGCUAAGCUCAGCACCAUGAACACAAAUGCCUCCACUACCAGCACCACUACUAUUCCUUCCAAUGUUGUAGCCAAUCGCAGUAAACUAACACCCAGUCCAACACGUUCUGGUGUUGUAGCCACACCAGCUAGCAUACAGUCACAAUGUGAUAGUUUAUCAUCAGCUACCACCAUAUCAACGGCCACCACAAUAAUACCCAAGGAAAUGGGGGAAAUGUGUAGGCGAUCUUCGGACUCGGAUUUGAGUGUGACACCAAAAGUUGUACAACGUAAAAGAAAUUCAUUUUGUGUGGCCAGCGAUCGUUUGAUGGCAGCAACGGCAAUGAUGCGUAUGGGACAAACCGUCGUUGGUAAGAAUGCAACCGGUGAGGGUAUGGAUAUGUUGGAGUAUCCAUUCUUAACCAUGACAAAAUAUCCACCGGGACUUAUAUUACAUAUUGGAGCUACGGUAGCUGCCCGUUCGGUCAAGUUAUUGGAACGCGUACCAAAUCCAGAUGAGCCUGAAAUACGAGAUUCUUGGUGGACUGAGUUGCGUAUGGAGAUACGUUCACAUGCCCGUUCACUGGGCUGUAAUGUAGUACUUGGCUAUUCGGAAUCGACCACAAUUUCUGAUGAUGUGUGCGUUCUUUCGGCAACUGGCACAGCAGCUAUUAUCAAUAUGGGCUACAAUCGUUCCAUAUCCCAGAGCGAUAUUUUCAACAUUGCCAAGCCCUCCGGGGGUAGUGUUAUGUCUGCCUCUCUUGAGGAACGAAAUAUGGGCAGCAGCGAGGUGUCUGGCAAAGAUUCGGGUACCAUUUCAAAUGGUUCCGCUGGAAAGAGAUAUGGUUUUCCCUCAAUCAUGUUAACACCCAAAACAUCCUGCACAAUUUGCCAUGUUCCCUACAAUGCCAACUCCAUGCCGUUUAGUGUUAAAAUGAAGAAAUGUGCAAUAUGCGGCAAAGGUCGUGUUCCCGAUGUGCUAUUGGCUACCUUAGAGGUACCAGAUUGUAUACAAGUUACAGGCCGUGGUUGUUUCCUACAGGCUCAAGUUGUACGAGCCAAAAAGGACUUACGAUCCGAAUCCAAUGCAAAGGAGAUAUCCGAUGGUCUGCCCUUUCUGGAGUAUGAACUACAUCGUGUGCUCAUCAACAAGCUCAAGGCAAAGGGCAUGAAUGCAAUAUUCGGUUUAAGAGUACAAGUUUCGAUUGGCGAACGUAUGCUUGCCCUGGUUGCCACGGGUACAGCUCUGUUUAUCACAGCCCUACCAGUACCACAAGUUCCGAAAAUAGUUGCAGGCAAUUCUUGGACGGACAAACAGAAACUAAACGAACUGCAAAAGAAAUUGCAAGAGACCUUUGAGCGUUAUCAGGACAUAUAUCAAUUGAAGCCAUUGGAUCAGGAAAUGUUGGAUAAAAGUUCCGACACGGAUGAAUCCGAUGAAGAAGGCGUCGAUAUCGAUUUGAAUUGCGGCAAUAAAGAUACAUGUGUCCUUGAAGUAGAUGAUAUCGAAGAUUUAGAGAUUAUUUCGUUGCUAAUGGAACAGCAGCCACCGGAAGGAUUUCACGUUGUGAGCACUGAAAAGGUGCCGGGCAUGAUGGACAUGGAGGCGGUGAAAAAUUUACAAAUGUUCACACAGGUGUGGAGGGCCAAGGCGGAUGGUGGUCAGAGUGUUAGUGGAUUUCCAAAACAUUUUCAAAGACUAUUGCAGACAAUAUAUUUUAAAUUGCGUACCAUGAUUCCCUGUGCCAUUUGUGAUUUAAGAUUUAAACUGGAUUUUCCAGAGAGUGAUCAAAUUCAAAUUUUAGUGACCGGCAUGGCAUUGGGUUUGGGUGAUCCUAGUAAGGCCAAACCACGACGUAAAACAGUAUCAAAUGGUCAGAUGGUGGAUGGUGCGGCAAAUGCUAUGUCUGUUUUACAACAGCCGCACAAUCAUCAAACUAUUGAUCAAAAAUCGACUUGUGAUGAGGAUUAUAUAUUCCCAUUGGAUGAGGACCAAAUGGUGGAGACACCAACACCAGCCACAAAUAUACCAAUGUUCGGUGCGCAGCUCUUUAAAAAUCGCAAAACUUCGCCAAUACAGUUGACGACGACUCCUGGUGCACUUAAACAAAGAUUUAACCGUAUGUGUGAUCGCAAUGGCGUGGAUAUUACGCCUAUGACAUUUAUACCCGGCGGAAAAAUUGAAAAAUAUUUGGGAAAUUUAAACUUCUUCUUUAUACGCGAGAGUACAUCUAUAAGAGAAAACGGUGGCAUAAGUGGUUUUGUACAUGGCUUUAUAACAGAGCUCUUGGCAGUAGUACGAGCCCACAUUGCUUCAUUGGGUGGCAAUGCUAUGGUAUCAUAUUAUAUAAAUGAAUUAAUUUUAUUCGAUAAUCAGCAUAAAAAUCAGGGCCAAUGCCUAAUAAGUAUUGGUGGUGACGCUGUGUAUGUCUCAUAUCAAAAUGAUGAGUGAUUUUGCUGGAAAAAAUGCUGAAAACUACGUCAAUCAUCACAAUCAAACCCAACAAACAGAUUUCCCGCAGUUAUGCAGAAUUUUGCAAUAUUUACUUAUAUAGCUAGUUUGUUUCUCUCUCUUUCUCUCUAUUUAAAAUCUGUAACUUGUCUCUCUAUUUUUUUAAUUUAUUUAUUAACACUUUUAAUUAAAAAAAAUUUUUGUUAUAAAUACUAUACGAACGUGCAUUGAACGGCAUAAUACUAUACUAAACUGUGACUAUACAUAGAAUGUACUUAAAAAGGUGCAUUAACAAAAGUAAACAAAUUAUAUGUUAUUUAUUAUAUUUUUUUUCACUGAAACUAUGAGUUUCCAAUAGAUAGUAUAAAAUGCGUGUUAUUUUCUUUAUCAUUUGUGAGUCAUUGUAGCCCCUCGGGAUUUGGCAAUAAAAAAGCAGCCCAAUUUUAUUUGAAAUUAUAA
Molecule: messenger RNA, 3935 nt
Organism: Musca domestica (house fly)
Lineage: Eukaryota; Metazoa; Arthropoda; Insecta; Diptera; Muscidae
Product: C2 domain-containing protein 5
Exons: 14
Coding region: 120-3476 (1118 amino acids)
Biological process (GO): positive regulation of vesicle fusion; positive regulation of protein targeting to membrane; protein localization to plasma membrane
Cellular component (GO): plasma membrane
Molecular function (GO): calcium-dependent phospholipid binding; calcium ion binding
Source: RefSeq, a predicted model, not a curated record